GUGCCGGUUCCUUCCAUACUUAAAAUCCUGCCCCCGCUACAAGCCCUCCUGCAGAGAGAGGAGCAGUGGAUGACGUAUCGCCCAGGAACUAGCCCGUGCGAGGACCCCAUGCACCCAGAUUAUAUGACGUUUUAGACAGUGGGAAAACCGCGAGGAAACGGUCAAGCAGAUGACGUGAUGCUUUCGGUGACGUCCCAUUCUGUGACUUCUGCACGGCAUGACUGACACUGGGAUUUAGAUUUGGAGAAAACAGCGCAAAUGGAGCAACAUAUCCGGGUUCCACUCAGGGCCAACGAGGUUCUCCUCAAAGUGCCCAACAAAUAAAAAGCAGAAGAGUUCUCUAAAUUUGCAUAAGUGAACUGCAGGCUUCGAGGAUCGCGGCCAAUAGAGAGUGAGGGGGCGGAGACGCACCUGGGAUAGUCCCCUCCUGCAGUAGAAGAGCAGGGAAUCAGAUUGGCUUCUUUCUAAGCGACAGUAGCGGAGGCCAAUCAUUUUUGAGAUGCACAGAUGAGGGCCGGCGCAACCAAUGGGGAGAAGCAUCUCCAGAAGGACUAGGCUUCUUGCCCAAUGAGGCUGGGAAGGCUGUGCGGCGCUGUUUCCGAGCGGCAGUAUUUAAGACCAACCCAGAGCAGAGCUGGGCGGGGCGCAGUACUGAACGACGGGGACAUUGACCAAUGGCGAGUGCGAAAACGGGCAGCCCAGACCGGGAACGCGAAGGGAGCUGAGGGAGGGGGAGGCUGAACGGGAGAGAAGCAGGAAGUAGCGGCGGUCGUGGGGAGGGCGGCGGCGGCGGCGGCGGCAGCGGCAGCGGCCGGAGCAGGGAAGAGACCUCCGGGUCUCGGCCCGCACUGGGAGCGGAACAAGUAAGCGUGCCUGGGGGCUGGGACCUGUUGCCAUGGGGGACAUGAAGACGCCUGAUUUUGAUGACCUCCUUGCUGCCUUUGACAUCCCUGACAUUGAUGCAAAUGAAGCCAUUCACUCUGGGCCAGAAGAAAAUGAGGGGCCAGGAGGCUCAGGGAAGCCGGAACCCAGUGUAGGAGGUGCAUCUGGAGAAACAACAGCAGCAGCUGCUGGGGAUGGCCCUGGGGUUCCCACCCAGGCCUCUGACCAUGGCCUGCCACCACCAGACGUCUCAGCAGUCAGCGUCAUUGUCAAGAACACUGUGUGUCCUGAGCAGUCCGAGUCCUUGGCUGGGAGUUCAGGAGGGGAAGGGGCCCGGGCUGGGGGAGUGACUAAGGAAGGGCCUUUGGGACCUCGUCUGAUGCAAAAUGGUUAUGGGGGCCCUGAGCCAUCCCUUCCAGGAACCCCGCACUCUCCAGCUCCUCCCAGUGCGGGUACCUGGAAAGAAAAAUCCAUGGAAGGCAAAGCUCCCCUGGACCUCUUUGCUCAUUUUGGGCCUGAGCCAGGGGAGCACCCCGAUCCUCUUCCUCCCUCUGCACCCUCUCCACCUCGGGAAGGGGCCAUGACCCCACCUCCUUUCCCCUCUCCCUUUGAACUGGCCCGGGAGAAUGGCCCGGCGCUGCUGCCCUCCGGUUCUCCCCCACUGCUGGGGGCCUUGAAGCAGGAAAGCUGCAGCCCUCUUCAUCCCCAGAGCCUAGCCCAGCCAGGCUCAGGCUCUAGCCCUGAGGCCACGGGCAUCCCUACCAGCACCUCCCCUUCCCGGGUUGCAGGGGUGUCCUUCUUCAAGAAGUCUCCAGGGCACCAGAGUCCUCUUGCCUCCCCUAAAGUGCCCAGCUGUCAGCCCCUAAAGGAAGAAGAGGAUGAGGGACCAGUGGACAAGUCUUCCCCAGGAAGUCCCCAGAGUCCUUCUAGUGGAGCCGAGGCUGCAGACGAGGACAGCAAUGACUCCCCUGCCUCCUCCAGCUCCUCUAGGCCCCUCAAGGUGCGGAUCAAGACCAUUAAAACAUCCUGUGGGAAUAUCACAAGGACUGUAACCCGGGUCCCCUCAGACCCUGAUCCCCCUGCCCCCUUGGCCGAAGGGGGCUUCCUGGCGGAGGCUAGCCUCCUGAAGCUGUCCCCCGCAGCCCCAACCCCUGAGGGUCCAAAGGUGGUGAGUGUCCAACUGGGUGAUGGCACGAGGCUGAAGGGCACCGUGCUGCCCGUGGCCACCAUCCAGAAUGCAAGUACUGCCAUGCUGAUGGCGGCCAGCGUGGCCCGCAAAGCCGUGGUUCUGCCUGGAGGCACUGCCACCAGCCCUAAGACAAUGGCUAAGAAUGUGCUGGGUCUGGUGCCCCAAGCCCUGCCCAAGGCUGAGGGGCGGGCAGGGCUGGGGACUGGGGGGCAGAAGGUGAACGGUGCCUCGGUGGUGAUGGUGCAGCCCUCUAAGCCGGCCACUGGGCCGGGGGCAGGGGGUGGCACCGUGAUCUCACGGACCCAGUCCAGCCUGGUGGAGGCCUUCAACAAGAUCCUCAACAGCAAGAACCUGCUGCCUGCCUACCGGCCAAACCUGAGUCCCCCAGCAGAGGCCGGGCUGGCCCUGCCGCCCACAGGCUACCGCUGCCUCGAGUGUGGGGACGCCUUCUCACUGGAGAAGAGCCUGGCGCGACACUAUGACCGCCGGAGCAUGCGCAUCGAGGUCACCUGCAACCACUGCGCCCGCCGCCUGGUCUUCUUCAACAAGUGCAGCCUGCUGCUGCACGCGCGGGAGCACAAGGACAAGGGGCUCGUCAUGCAGUGCUCGCACCUGGUCAUGAGGCCGGUGGCCCUGGACCAGAUGGUGGGGCAGCCGGACAUCACGCCCCUGCUGGCUGUCCCACCUGCCCUCGGACCUCCAGCCUUGCCUGCCUUGGGCAAGGGUGAUGGGGCCGUCACCUCCUCUGCUGUGACUGCAGUUGCCGCCGAGGCCCCCGUGCUGCCGCUCUCAACGGAGCCGCCUGCCGCCCCCGCCCCCUCUGCUUACACGUGCUUCCGCUGCCUGGAGUGCAAGGAGCAGUGUCGGGACAAGGCCGGCAUGGCUGCCCACUUCCAGCAGCUCGGGCCCCCCGCCCCUGGGGCCACCAGCAAUGUAUGCCCAGCCUGCCCCAUGAUGCUCCCCAAUCGCUGCAGCUUCGGUGCCCACCAGCGCAUGCAUAAGAACCGACCUCCGCACGUCUGCCCUGAGUGUGGGGGCAACUUUCUGCAAGCCAAUUUUCAGACCCAUCUCCGGGAGGCCUGUCUGCAUUUCUCUCGCCGCGUAGGAUACAGGUGCCCCAGCUGUGCAGUGGUGUUUGGGGGUGUGAACUCCAUCAAGUCCCACAUCCAGACGUCACACUGCGAGGUUUUCCACAAGUGCCCCAUCUGCCCCAUGGCCUUCAAGUCUGCACCCAGCGCCCACGCCCACCUCUACACCCAGCAUCCUAGUUUCCACACGCAGCAGGCCAAGAUGAUCUACAAGUGCGCCAUGUGUGACACGGUCUUCACUCACAAACCCCUCCUCUCCUCACACUUCGAUCAGCACUUGCUGCCCCAGCGUGUCAGCGUCUUUAAGUGCCCAUCUUGUCCUCUGCUUUUCGCCCAAAAAAGGACCAUGCUGGAACACCUCAAGAACACCCACCAGUCCGGGCGCUCAGGGGAGGAGACUGCUGGGAAAGGGGCCGGGGGUGCCCUUCUGACCCCCAAGACUGAGCCUGAGGAGCUGGCUGUGUCUCGGGGAGGAGCAGCUGCCGCUACUGAGGAAUCUUCUUCAUCCUCAGAAGAGGAAGAACUGCCCAGCUCCCCUGAGCCCCCUCGCCCAACCAAGCGGCCCCAGCGAGAACUGGGGAGCAAAGGCAUCAAGGGCGGGGGUGGGGGCCCUGGAGGCUGGACCUGUGGCCUCUGUCACUCCUGGUUCCCGGAGCGUGACGAGUAUGUGGGUCACAUGAAGAAGGAGCAUGGCAAGUCGGUGAAGAAGUUCCCCUGCCGCCUGUGCGAGCGCUCCUUCUGCUCCGCCCCCAGCCUGAGGCGCCACGUCCGGGUCAACCACGAGGGCAUCAAGCGAGUUUACCCAUGCAGGUAUUGCACAGAGGGAAAACGCACCUUCAGCAGCCGCCUGAUCCUGGAGAAGCACGUCCAGGUCCGGCACGGCCUGCCGCUCGGGGCCCAGUCCCCUGGCCGGGGGAGCGCCCUGGCCCGGGGCCCUGGUGCCAGAGCCCAGGGCCCGGGACGGAAGCGCCGCCAGUCCUCGGACUCCUGCAGUGAGGAGCCGGACAGCACGACACCCCCGGCCAAGUCCCCCAGGGGCGGGCCCGGGGCGGGCGGCCACGGCCCCCUGCGCUACCGGGGCAGCGGCUCGGCCGAGCAGAGCCUCCUGGCGGGGCUGCGGGUGGAGGGCGGCGCCCAGCAGUGCCUCGACUGCGGCUUGUGCUUCGCCUCCCCCGGCUCCCUGAGCCGGCACCGCUUCAUCAGCCACAAGAAGAAGCGGGGGGUGGGGAGUGCCAGUGCCCUGGGCCUGGGGGAUGGGGAGGAAGACGCCCCCCCUCCUUCCAGGUCUGACCCCGAGGGGGGAGAGUCGCCCGUGCCGGCCUCUGGGGGCCCCCUGACCUGUAAGGUGUGUGGCAAGAGCUGCGACAGCCCUCUCAACCUGAAGACCCAUUUCCGCACGCACGGCAUGGCGUUCAUCAGGGCGCGGCAAGGGGGCAGCGGGGACAACUAGAGCCCAGGCCGGGACUGACUUGCCCCCUCUCUCUUUCUCUCUCUCUCUCUCGGGAGCCUGGGUCACUGCUGCCGCCCGGUCCCCGGGCCGCGGAGGCCGUUAUACUUCAUGUGUUCAGCGCCUCUCCUGCCGACCCCCAAGGACAAACGAGCUGUUGAGAAUGGCCGUUACCUGAGGGCCCCCCCUGGGUCUGGCCCUUGGGUCCUAGUAGAGUGGGGCCUCCAUUCCUUCUUUCUGAGCCCAACACUAAUUUUUCGCUUGCUGCAGCCCCCCAUGUGGGACGGGGCGGGUGGGAGGACGGGAAGGCCCCGUGCCGGGGUGGUCGUGGUCAGGGGCACGCUCCUCAACCCUGUGGGCACAGAUGGCAGCCUGGGCCUUGCCCUAGUGCCCCCCUCAGACUUCCUGGCACUCAAGCCCCCCCACUCCUGCAGUGCCUUUUCACUUUUUUUUUUUUCCCCAGAAAUCGGGGGGGGGGGGGGGUUGGUGGAGACGAGUCCUGUCGAGGGGGUCCUGGGGAGAGGAGGGGACAGGCUCUCAGGAAUCCUUUAUUCUUGUAGUAAUAAUAAUACUAACAGUGGGGGAAAUGGGAGGGAGAAAACCAGGCCAUUAAAACUGCUCGUGGUUUAA
Molecule: messenger RNA, 5236 nt
Organism: Hippopotamus amphibius kiboko
Lineage: Eukaryota; Metazoa; Chordata; Mammalia; Artiodactyla; Hippopotamidae
Gene: ZNF687
Product: zinc finger protein 687
Exons: 9
Coding region: 896-4609 (1237 amino acids)
Source: RefSeq, a predicted model, not a curated record